Messenger RNA from Siniperca chuatsi (mandarin fish), 3611 nucleotides. RefSeq names its product multiple inositol polyphosphate phosphatase 1-like. The record is from RefSeq and is a predicted model, not a curated record. Bases 246 to 1637 code for a protein of 463 amino acids. NCBI's taxonomy places the organism in Eukaryota, Metazoa, Chordata, Actinopteri, Centrarchiformes, Sinipercidae. Gene Ontology annotation, molecular function: inositol phosphate phosphatase activity; acid phosphatase activity. The transcript has 7 exons.
AAGCUUCAUGAAGCCAAACUGAUCAUUUAUAUCGAUCUCAUACGCAGUACAAGUAGUACAGUAACUAUCUCUGUGUAUUAAUAUUCGUAUUUUGUAUUAUAAGUUGUAGUUUUAUGAGAAAAACUCCGGGAGCGUUUUUGGUCGUCCACUGUAGAGCUGAACGACAGGUCAAAGGUCAGAUGAACCCGGAACAUCAACAAAGCGAGCAAAGGCGGCGGUGAGACGUUCCUCUGAAACCGGCCGACAUGUUCUCCGUCUUACCGCCCAGACACAGUUUGGUGGUGGCGGCUCUCAGCCUGCUUCUGACCCGCUCAUGCUCUUCUCUGUCGGUCCCGGACAUCCCGCACAUCGCCCCUUACUUCGGGACCAAGACCCGGUACGAGGAGGUGAACCCGCACCUGCUGCGGGACGUCUUAUCCGUGAACAAAUCCGUCUUAAAACCUCCGCCCACCGAGCGGUGCUCUCCGGUCCACCUGACCGCCGUCAUCCGGCACGGCAGCCGGUACCCAACCGUCAAAAACAUCCGCAGGAUCCAGAAACUGAGCGAGCUGGUCCGGAGAGAAGCUUCCAGAGGCUCCGCGGGCUGGCUGCAGGACAUCCAGAGCCGCUGGGACAUGUGGUACACCGAGGACAUGGACGGUCAGCUGGUGAUGAAGGGCAGAGAUGACCUCCGUCAGCUGGCGCAGCGUCUGUCGGCCUUGUUUCCGUCGCUCCUGUCGGAGGAGAACAUGAGGAGGAUCAGUUUCCGGAGCAGUUCGAAGCAUCGCUGUGUGAGCAGCAUGGAGGCGUUUCAGGAGGGUCUGCAGCAGCUCUGGAGACGCACAGAGCCGCAGUACAGCCACCAGGUGGACGACCAGCUGAUGCGUUUCUUCGAGCGUUGCCGUGGUUACGUGGAGGGCGUGGAGAACAAUCGCACGGCGCUGCUGGAGGUGGAGAAGUUCAAACACGGGGAGGAGAUGGAGGCAGUGAAGAGGAGGGUGGCCGAGAGGCUGGGCCUUCCUCACCACCGCCUCACACCGGAUCUGGUUGAAGCGGCGUUCUUCUUGUGUUCCUACGAGCUCUCCAUCAAAUCUCUUCACUCUCCGUGGUGCUUCCUGUUUGAUGAGAACGACGCAAAGGUGUUGGAGUACAAGUCGGACCUGAAGCAGUACUGGAAGCGCUCUCAUGGUCAUGUGAUCAGCAGUCUGUCCAGCUGUCCUCUCUUCCAUCACAUCUUCAGGACGCUCGACAGAGCCGGACGUCCUCGCAGGUCCACGGACGCGUCACCUGAGCCGGCCUCCAUCCUGGUGGGUCACGCCGAGACGCUCCUCCCCCUCCUCUCCCUGCUGGGACUCUACAAGGACCAGACUCCGCCCACCGCCAACAACUACCACACGCAGCACGGUCGAAGGUUCCGGACCAGUCUCAUCGUCCCGUACGCCGCCAACCUGCUCUUCGUCCUGUACGACUGCCAGCGAGGCCCGCGGCUGCAGCUGCUCAUCAACGAGUCUCCGGCUCGAUUCCCGGGGCUGGAGGCGGAGGACGCGCCGCUGUAUCGGGACAUCCGGGCCACGUACCGCCACCUGCUGGACGGCUGCGACUUCCACAGGGAGUGUGAGGGAAGACCCGGGGGCCGCGGACCAAACACCGAACUCUGAGUGAAGAACUAGGUACUCUGGUCCAGUACAAGCACAGAAUCCAGUUCAGACAUGAGUCCUUCUUUACAGCCUUAAUGUGUUGAUCUGUCAACACUGGAACCACUUCAGUUCAACAGCUUAGCAACAGUAACCAGUGGUCAUGUCUGGUGUACAUGGAGCUGCAGAGAGAUACCGCGGGUCACGUGACCUCACAGGUCUGCCCUCUUGACAUUUGCUGCUGGUAAACAGGGUUUUUUAUCGUCUCUCUAAUAUGAAUUUGUUCAGUAAAAACAGAUUUAUAAAUCUGGUGGUUCCUGCUGCAGCACAGCUGUUUCUGCUUUAAUGUGAUGGGAGUUUGUGUUAAAUUAAAAAAAACGUUAAAAGGUAAAAAGUUGGUUUUCAUGUGUUUCUCCUUUUUAAAGGGUUUUUACCCAUUUUUAUACCAAAUAUGUCGCCACAACUUUGUGUCUCUGAAACACAUUAGCUUUAUUUUUUCACCAAAACUCUUUAGUUUGCAGCUGAUUGGCUGAUAGUUGUCAGGGUGUUUACAUGCUUUUAAAAGCGUAACGUGAGGUGGAAACUACAAAGCUGGUUUCUGUAGGUUCAGGGAUUAAAGAAACCUGAUUUCUCUGUCAGAUUUACACAUGACUGAGUUUCUAAUCAACUUUUUGAAAGUGAGCAUGUGCAGGACAAAGAAAAUAUGUUUUAAACCUGAAAUUUCUCAUACGUCUUCUCACGCGAGAUCUUUACGCUGUGGGUUUUUCUGUUUAUGUAAAGUUUAUUUGUAUAGAGACAAAACAAACAGCAGGAACCAAUGUCACAUACUGCAGCUAGUUUGUAAUAACCUUCGUCCCUGAUGGGCCUUUAAAAUACACGAAACUCCACAAUAAAAUACAAACAGAACAGGAACAGUUAUAGUACAUAGAGAUUAGUUGUUAUAAAUAUUUACAGCCACUAACUGCAGGUGGAACUGUUGUUAGCUAACUGAACCAACUGGCAAAGCUAACGUUAGCAUGCUAAUCUCUGAGCCGUUUAGAGUGUUUCCCUCUCAUUAUAAACUGUAAGAAUCCUACUAACUCUGAAACCGAUUUCUCCAUGUCUACAGAACAAAUACCUACAUCUACUAAAGAUUUAUCUUUUAGCCUCUCAAACUGUAAUGUUUGGAAGUUAUGCUAGCUUGUGAUGCUACAGUGACUUCCUGUUUACAUAGUUGAUUACUCUUGAUUGGACAGCACUACAGAUGUUUCCUAGCGACAGAUUUACACAAAGUAAGUCUGUUUCUAUUUCUAUUCAUUAUUCAGAAAAAUACUUAAAUUUAUUAGUAACUUGCAUUUUAACACACACGACAAACCACACAUUUACAUCCCUCUGACUUUUAAAGAAAAGCAUCACUGUGGCAGCUGAAAGAUUAUUACAUGUAGAGAAACUCCAACUGACACUGAGACUGACACUUCAUAUUUUUAUGAUCAUGUGAUGUAUUUGCUUGAUUUUCUACAAAUUUUGGUUCUUUGUUCAUUUGAGUUGAUUUGGGCCUCUGAUCUGAAGUGUCGCUCUCUCUGACAGCCACCACAUGCUGCUGUGAUCAACUGACUGUAUUGAAGUGAAGUAGAAAACCUCAGACUUCUCUCUACAAACUCAGUUUUUAUACAACAAGUCGAGCUCUCAGCAGAUUCACGGAGGAUUUUCGCAAUAAGAGUUCCGUUAAGGAGAUAAUGAGGCUGGCACAAUCUGAUAAUAAACCGCUCUGGUUCUGUUUUGUGUCUUCAGGGUGAAUUAUUAUUUUCUGUUGUUUAUACGUCAUUGUUCCUAAAUUAGUUUAAAGUUUAAAAUGGCGGCUCAGCUCGUCACUUUUUGGGUUGUUUUGUUCAAACUGGUGUCAGCUUUCACUCGGUGCUUCUUCUGUGUUUGGCUUCCUGUGGUGUUAUUGCAGAACGAUGGAUGCCAAAUGUUUUUAAUUGAAAGCUUUAAUAAAUGUUUUUCACUGUUGAAACAGAA